This is a messenger RNA of Chaetura pelagica (chimney swift), 1026 nucleotides long. RefSeq names its product sialic acid binding Ig-like lectin 15 (gene SIGLEC15). The transcript is spliced from 4 exons. Gene Ontology annotation, biological process: regulation of bone resorption; regulation of osteoclast development; regulation of actin cytoskeleton organization. Gene Ontology annotation, cellular component: plasma membrane. The coding region runs from base 1 to 1026 and encodes 341 amino acids. NCBI's taxonomy places the organism in Eukaryota, Metazoa, Chordata, Aves, Apodiformes, Apodidae. The record is from RefSeq and is a predicted model, not a curated record.
AUGGACCCUGCUGCCACACAGCUGAGCCAGGGCGUUCGGAUAUCAACCCUCCGUCCAGCCUGGAGCAAAGGCAGCCAAGAUCCUGCUGAUCCCUGCCGGGAAUACGCGCUCCAAGGUGUGCAGUCCAAUGGCUGGUCUGUUCAUGUCCCAUCUGACGUUACUGGUGAGCUUGGGAAGAUGGUCAUCUUGCCCUGUACUUUCACACACCCCUACAAGACAUUUGAGAGGACCCUCACUGCCAUUUGGAGGAUCAAGGAGCCUUACAAUGGCACGGUAGUUUUCAAGUGCAUCAGUCAGAGUGCCAGUGAGCUCUGUAAGACUGCCAUCAGCUACAAAAACAAAUACAAGCUGCUGGGUAACCCCCGGCACAAGGACCUUUCCAUCAGGAUUGACAACCUGACCUGGAGUGACAGUGAAAGGUAUUUCUGCCGGGUGGAGCUGUCUGGAGACAUCCAUGACAAGUAUGAAACUGCCCCCAGGAUCAUCAACAUCACUGUCAGCUCUAAUGGGGACCGCACCUUCCAGGCCCACUGCACAGCUGAGGGGGAGCCAACACCCACCCUGACCUGGACAGGACCUCUCUACAACAACCUCACCUCCACCACCAGCAUCAACCACCGCGUCACCAAGGAGCUGCGGUACCUGGCCCACGAUGGAAAGUACACCUGCACUGCUGUCAACAGCCACGGGAGAGCAGAGGGGGCUGUGUACUUCUACAAGUUCAAAGCACCUAGCAGCUCCUUCUUCCUGAUCCUCAUCUUUGCCCUGCUGGGAAUUAAAGUGCUCAUGUUGCUGGCCAUGCUGGGCUUCAGUCCCUUGGCAUUGUUCCUCCACCAGACUGGUAUCCUCCUCUCUGCUGUGCACAAUACAGAGGAGGACAUUAAUGUGUUUGAAGUCAACAAAAAACUGAACAAUUCCACAGGCCUACAAAUCAAAAGAAAAAGAAAAAAAGAAAACCUUAAAGACGAGAAAACUUGCCAGUGUCCAGUUCCUAUCCACACUUCUGACUUAAAAGUGGAACUUUGA